AUGUUCUCGUCAUCCAACCGUACGCGACACCAGGAAGGUAGCUUCUCGAAGCAUCGCGCAAGCAAAUCAAAAUCGUCCAAGAAGAACCCAUCGUUCAAGGAAUCAUCAAGAAGAGCAGAGAGACUGGCACAACAUGCUCAAACAUCAUCACCACAGUCCAACCAAACAUCGCCGUCAUUGGGAAGCGCGAUCAUCACGAUAUCAGUCGGUCGCGAACAACGUUUAUUCGCAGCACACGAAGAUGUCCUUUCCCACUCUCCCUGGUUCCAAGCCCUCUGCAACGGCCAAUUCUUCCAAACCACCAACAAGCGCAUCGACCUUCCCGACGAAGAACCCGAAGUCUUCUCUUCAAUCCUCGAGUACCUCUACAAGGGUGACUACUACCCCCGUAUGGAGUACAACAAGAAGCGCAACAGCUGGAACCUCGAAGACAACGGCACCGCCACGCAAGAAGCAGUCAUCCAAUCACCAACCGGUCCCGUACUAAAAGACACAGUCAUCUACUGCCAGGCCGACAAAUACGGACUCCAAGAGCUAAAGAAGCUGGCUCUCAAGAAACAAGGUCUUCAGUCUGGUGUCCAGUGUUCUACCGUCUUGACAUCUGCUCGUUACGCCUACGCCAAUACUCCAGACACCGACUCGAAGCUUCGUGCUCAUUAUCUUGCGCUCAUCAUUCGAGCUAGACACACGUUUAAGCGCAGUGGUACGAUGCAGGUUGAAAUGGAGAAUGGUGGCAAGCUCUUCUUCGAUCUCUUCGUUGCCAUGGUAAACCACAUGGACGACCUCUCUGCGCAGUAG
Molecule: messenger RNA, 798 nt
Organism: Pyrenophora tritici-repentis Pt-1C-BFP
Lineage: Eukaryota; Fungi; Ascomycota; Dothideomycetes; Pleosporales; Pleosporaceae
Product: putative btb poz protein
Molecular function (GO): protein binding
Source: RefSeq, a predicted model, not a curated record